Molecule: messenger RNA, 252 nt
Organism: Penicillium macrosclerotiorum
Lineage: Eukaryota; Fungi; Ascomycota; Eurotiomycetes; Eurotiales; Aspergillaceae
Product: mitogen-activated protein kinase kinase kinase
Exons: 2
Coding region: 1-252 (83 amino acids)
Biological process (GO): transmembrane transport
Molecular function (GO): transmembrane transporter activity
Source: RefSeq, a predicted model, not a curated record
AUGAUCGCCCCGGCGCUGGACAAGCCUGGAAAGGACCUCCACAUGACGAGCAAUAUCGAAAUCAACCUGGCGCUUUCGAUCUUUGUGCUAGCUUUCGCGAUCGGCCCUUUGGUCUUUGGUCCUGCUUCGGAGGUUGAUGUUUGGGAUGCAGAGCAUCGCGGAAAAGCCACGGGUAUCUACACCUUAACGCCAAUUUUGGGACCAGUUAUUGGACCGAUUGCGGGGGCCUUUAUUGCCCAUGAUACCACAUGA